Messenger RNA from Benincasa hispida (wax gourd), 1663 nucleotides. RefSeq names its product Proteasome component (PCI) domain protein (gene COP8). Gene Ontology annotation, cellular component: COP9 signalosome; cytosol. The record is from RefSeq and is a predicted model, not a curated record. Lineage: Eukaryota; Viridiplantae; Streptophyta; Magnoliopsida; Cucurbitales; Cucurbitaceae.
GCUAUUCCUCCGAUCUAGAAUCGGAAAAUAGAAGCGGUUCCGUCCAUUGCAGGGAGCGGAAUUGAGCGGUGGCGGAGAGGGGUUUUCCUCGAGGUAGGGUUUCCAGUUUCGAAGCCGAAGGGAAGCCGGUGCUUGAUUCCAGAAGGCGAAAACUUGAAUAGCCAUGGAGAGCGCCUUUGCGAGCGCCUCUGCUAUAUCAGACCAGAGGCAGAAGAUCGAACAGUAUAAGCACAUUCUGUAUAAUGUUUUAUCCUCAAACGAUAGGGUUCAAGCCAAGAAGUUUAUCGAUCACACACUAUCUGAUGAAGUUCCACUCGUAGUUUCGCGGCAGCUAUUGCAGACUCUAGCGCAAGAGUUGGGGAAGUUGGAGGGGGAGACUCAGAGAGAGAUUGCCCAUUACAUACUCGCUCAGAUUCAGCCGCGCGUCGUCUCUUUCGAGGAGCAGGUGUUGAUUAUUCGGGAGAAGCUUGCUGAAUUGUAUGAAUCAGAGCAGCAAUGGUCAAAAGCCGCUCAGAUGCUUAGUGGCAUUGAUCUAGACUCUGGAAUGAGGGUGAUUGAUGAGUCAUACCGGUUGUCAAAAUGUGUUCAAAUUGCUCGUCUAUACCUUGAGGAUGAUGAUGCUGUCAAUGCUGAGGCUUUUAUCAAUAAAGCUUCAUUCUUGGUUAGCAAUAGUCAGCACGAAGUCCUUAAUUUACAAUACAAGGUUUGUUAUGCUAGGAUCUUAGACUUGAAAAGGAAGUUCUUGGAAGCAGCACUACGUUAUUAUGAUAUAUCUCAAAUUGAAAAGAGACAAAUAGGAGACGAAGAGAUUGACGAAGAAGCUUUGGAACAAGCUUUAUCUGCUGCAGUGACAUGUACAAUAUUGGCUGCUGCUGGUCCCCAGCGAUCCCGUGUUCUUGCCACAUUAUACAAAGAUGAGCGUUGCUCGAAGUUAAAAAUCUAUCCAAUACUGCAAAAGGUUUACUUGGAGAGAAUUUUGAGAAAACCAGAAAUUGAUGCAUUUGCUAAAGAGCUAAAGCCUCACCAGCAAGCCCUUCUGUCAGAUAAUUUUACUGUGUUGGAUCGUGCUAUGAUUGAGCAUAAUCUUCUCAGUGCAAGCAAACUUUACACAAAUAUAAGCUUUGAAGAAUUGGGCACUUUGCUGGGUAUUCCUCCGCACAAGGCUGAGAAGAUAGCAUCGAGAAUGAUCUACGAGGACAGAAUGAGGGGAUCAAUUGACCAGGUAGAAGCUGUUAUCCAUUUCGAGGACGAUAUUGAAGAGCUGCAGCAAUGGGAUCAACAGAUUGUUGGUCUCUGUCAAGCUCUGAACGACAUCUUGGAUAGCAUGGCAAAUAAAGGUGUCUCCCUUCCUGUCUAAUCCUUUGUGCUGUUAAGUGUCCCAAUCCAGUGAUUUUGUAAUAUCUCAGAAACUUUUUAUCUUUUCACCAUAGUAAUGAGGCUAUUUUAGUUUUCUUUUCUUCUUCUUCCUCCUUUUUUCCGGAGAGGUUGAAAAAUUACUAUUCUUUUUAGCAGCGAGGGUCAUUUUUCUGUCAUUGGUGUAAAAAAAAACUUUUGAAAAAAAAAAAAGAAGAGAGCGAAAGAGAGGGAUAUGUUGAGUUAUGAAGCCACCGGACGCAAAAUAAAUGAACUCCUCCUCCCUGAGAAAAGGGAACUAGAAAGAUAA